Messenger RNA from Brienomyrus brachyistius, 1905 nucleotides. It is a transcript of the gene sgta, whose product is annotated as small glutamine rich tetratricopeptide repeat co-chaperone alpha. The transcript has 12 exons. Bases 302 to 1246 code for a protein of 314 amino acids. Gene Ontology annotation, cellular component: membrane; TRC complex. Gene Ontology annotation, molecular function: molecular adaptor activity; protein binding. The record is from RefSeq and is a predicted model, not a curated record. Gene Ontology annotation, biological process: post-translational protein targeting to endoplasmic reticulum membrane. Lineage: Eukaryota; Metazoa; Chordata; Actinopteri; Osteoglossiformes; Mormyridae.
GCUAAAGGAAGGCCGCACGGCAGGCUAACGGCUAGCAAGCUAAUACGCUAACAGGCUAGCAAAGUAAUAACCAGCUAAUAAGCUAGCAGGCUAACAAGCUAACAGGCUAAUAAGGUAGCAGGCUAACAGGCUAGCCGCCACCCCUUUGCUGGAAUAUUCGGUUUCCAUUGACCCGAACCGCCUCACUUUGCUGACUGUAAACUAAGCAGUUAUUAGGGCGAGUGGAGAGUGACACGUCGACGUCGUAUUUCCCGCUGCUUACUUAAAAUAUAGUUGACUGAGAUUAGACCUUCAGAUCAAAAUGACAGACACAAAGCGUCUAGCAUUCUCCAUCAUCCAGUUUCUACACGAGCAGUUAAACUCUGGGGGUCUGUCAUCAGAUGCACAGGAAAGCUUGGAGGUUGCUAUACAAUGCCUGGAAACAGCUUUUGGUGUCUCAAUUGACGACCGGAGCCUUGCAGUCAAAGAGACGUUACCAGAGAUUUUUGCCCUGGGUGCUUCAAAGUCCCAAGAUACCCCAGAAGUAAAGAUAAACUUAGUGGCAGAUUCCCCGACUGAGGAGCAAGUCAUUGAGGCAGAAAGACUAAAGACGGAAGGUAACGACCAGAUGAAAAUUGAUAACUUCAAUGCAGCGGUGGAGUUGUACUCUAAAGCCAUCGAGUUAAACCCGAAAAGUGCAGUGUAUUUUUGCAAUAGGGCUGCUGCUUACAGCAAAUUGGAGAAUUACGCAGGAGCGGUACAGGACUGUGAGCUUGCUAUUGGGAUAGACCCCAGUUACAGUAAAGCCUAUGGGAGAAUGGGAUUGGCUCUGGCAAGUUUAAACAAACACACGGAAGCGGUAAAUUACUACAAGAAAGCGUUGGAGUUGGACCCAGACAACGAGACCUACAAAUCGAACCUGAAGAUCGCUGAACAGAAAAUGAGGGAGACAUCAAGCCCGAUGGGUGGGAUGGGUGGAGUUGACCUGGCUGGUUUGCUUAGUAAUCCUGGGUUUAUGAACAUGGCGUCGUCUCUAAUGAAUAACCCACAAGUACAGCAGCUGAUGUCAGGGAUGAUGUCAGGAGCGUACGGUCCUGUUGGGGGGGCUGCGGCUCCCGGGGGAGGUACAAAUGACCUCUCUGGCCUCAUCCAAGCGGGCCAGCAGUUUGCACAGCAGAUGCAGCAGCAGAACCCAGAGUUGAUCGAGCAGCUGAGGAGUCAGAUUCGCAGCCGAACACCGAGCGCCAGCAAUGAGGAUCAACCUUGAUACUCACACUGAUAAGGAUAUAUUCAUCAAGUGAAGACAUUCUGCCCUCAUGUUAUUUUCAACUUAUUUUUUUUUCUCCAACUCCAGGGAGAAGUGUUUAACUUGCAUGUCUGGCCCCUUUCGACUAUUGUUUAAAAUAAGAGUAAAAUCUACAAAACCAAAAAAAAUACUAACUGAAGAGAGGUUGUUUCUGGAAAAGUCACAGCAGUUCUCACAACCAUGUAAAGGUCACAUUCAUUAUAGUGGAGUAAAUACUGUCAGUGUAGCAUGUGGUUUAGCUGUCAUGCAGAUCCAUUCCCAGCAGGAGGACCCUUUCAUAUAAGGAAGUAAUAAUCCGCUCCCCCAGGAGCGAAACUUAGCCUGUGAAUUUAUUUAUCUUCAUGACAUCAUUGCAAUUAUUAACAUUUGCACAGCUGUUUGUAUAAGAAAUGGCCAACUACAUCAUUCUGAGCUUUCAGUAGUGUAUCAUUAACUGAACUUUUUUAUGACGUUCUUAUUGGUUGUGUGAGAAAAAGCGGCUCAUGCUCUUCCGUAAGAGUUCCAUAAGAUUGUGAGUUGAUUUUUUAUUUUUUAAUUACGACCUCCUGAAACUGCUCCUUCCUGAUAACUUGUUGCACUCGCUCCCCUGUUUGAUUAAACCAAUCUGUGGACUUCUGGAA